Messenger RNA from Onychomys torridus (southern grasshopper mouse), 765 nucleotides. It is a transcript of the gene Ppia, whose product is annotated as peptidylprolyl isomerase A. Bases 67 to 561 code for a protein of 164 amino acids. Gene Ontology annotation, molecular function: peptidyl-prolyl cis-trans isomerase activity. Gene Ontology annotation, biological process: protein peptidyl-prolyl isomerization; protein folding. Lineage: Eukaryota; Metazoa; Chordata; Mammalia; Rodentia; Cricetidae. The record is from RefSeq and is a predicted model, not a curated record. The transcript is spliced from 5 exons.
AGCGGGGCGGCCAGGCUCGUGCCGCUUUGCAGACGCCGCUGUCCCCUGUCGCCGCUUGCUGCAGCCAUGGUCAACCCCACCGUGUUCUUCGACAUCACGGCCGAUGGCGAGCCCUUGGGCCGCGUCUCCUUCGAGUUAUUUGCAGACAAAGUUCCAAAGACAGCAGAAAACUUCCGCGCGCUGAGCACUGGAGAGAAAGGCUUUGGAUAUAAGGGUUCCUCCUUUCACAGGAUUAUUCCAGGAUUUAUGUGCCAGGGUGGUGACUUCACACGCCAUAAUGGCACUGGCGGCAGAUCCAUCUAUGGAGAGAAAUUUGAGGAUGAGAACUUCGUCCUGAAGCACACAGGUCCCGGCAUCUUGUCCAUGGCAAAUGCUGGACCAAACACCAAUGGUUCCCAGUUUUUCAUCUGCACCGCCAAGACUGAGUGGCUGGAUGGCAAACACGUGGUCUUCGGGAAGGUGAAAGAAGGCAUGAACAUCGUGGAAGCCAUGGAGCGCUUUGGGUCCAGGAAUGGCAAGACCAGCAAGAAGAUCACCAUUUCCGACUGUGGACAACUCUAACUCUUUCGACUUGCGGGCUUCUUACCCACCAGACCAUUCCUUCUGUAGCUCAGGAGAGCACCCCCACCCCAUCUGCUCGCAGUACCCUGUAAUCUGCUCUCACUGAAGUUCUCUGGGUUCCAUAUUCUCCUCAUUCCCCUCCAAGUCUAGCUGGAUUGCAGAGUUAAGUUUAUGAUUAUGAAUAAAAACUAAGUAAGAACCGUU